This is a messenger RNA of Balaenoptera acutorostrata (minke whale), 628 nucleotides long. Its product is annotated as centrosomal protein of 78 kDa-like. The record is from RefSeq and is a predicted model, not a curated record. Gene Ontology annotation, cellular component: centrosome. Lineage: Eukaryota; Metazoa; Chordata; Mammalia; Artiodactyla; Balaenopteridae. The coding region runs from base 29 to 628 and encodes 199 amino acids. The transcript is spliced from 4 exons.
AGCCCUUCAUGCCCACUCAUUGACAAGCAUGAUCCUGGAUGAUGAAGGUGUUUUGGGCAGCAUUGAGAAUUCUUUCCAGAAGUUCCAUGCUUCCUUGGAUCUCCUUAAAGAUGCUGGGCUUGGGCAGCUGGCCACAAUGGCUGGUAUAGAUCAGUCAGAUUUUCAUUUACUAGGUCGUCCCCAGAUGAAUUCCACUGUUAGUAGUCCACCUAAAGAAGAAAAGAAGGCACUUGAAGAAGAAAAAUCAGAAUCAAAGCAGAGUGCCCCAGUACAAAUGCAAAAUCUCCAAUUUCAAAAAAUUACAGGUGAUGCUGGGAUUCCUUUGCCUCUCGACUCCUUCCAUGUCCCAGUCUCUAGUCAGAAAGCCUUAGAAACUUCCAAAGACAACCUGGGGGUCCCAGUCACAGAGCAGCGGCACGAGUCUUUUGAAGAUUUCAUUGCUAGAACAUGUUCUCCUUCAGCAGACAUCAUUUCUGGAACUGGAAGUCAAAGAAAAGAAGAGGAAUUAUCUAGAAAUAGCAGGUCUUCUUCAGAGAAAAUGAGCAAAGCAGGUGAAUAUACCAAAAAAUACUCUGCUAAGAAACAACCUGGGAAGGACCUGCAUUCCUGCACUGACUCACCUAAGUGA